Exophiala spinifera is the source of this 489-nucleotide messenger RNA. RefSeq names its product 40S ribosomal protein S11. Gene Ontology annotation, molecular function: structural constituent of ribosome. The transcript has 3 exons. Lineage: Eukaryota; Fungi; Ascomycota; Eurotiomycetes; Chaetothyriales; Herpotrichiellaceae. Gene Ontology annotation, cellular component: cytosolic small ribosomal subunit; ribosome. Gene Ontology annotation, biological process: translation. The coding region runs from base 1 to 489 and encodes 162 amino acids. The record is from RefSeq and is a predicted model, not a curated record.
AUGGCGACCGAGCUGACAGUCCAGUCCGAGCGCGCGUACCAGAAGCAGCCACACAUCUUCCUCAACCACAAGUCCAAGGCUGCAAAGAGCAGGAGAGUUGGAAAGGGUGGCCGAAGAUGGUACAAGGAUGUCGGUCUGGGUUUCAGAACACCAAAGACUGCCAUUGAGGGUGUCUACAUCGACAAGAAAUGCCCCUUCACCGGUCAGGUUUCUAUCCGAGGCCGUAUCCUCACCGGCACUGUCGUCUCCACCAAGAUGCACCGAACUUUGAUCAUCCGCCGAGAAUACCUUCACUUCGUCCCAAAGUACGCCAGAUACGAGAAGAGACACACCAACCUUGCCGCCCACGUCUCUCCUGCUUUCCGUGUUGAAGAAGGUGACACCGUCACUGUCGGUCAAUGCCGACCUCUCAGCAAGACUGUCCGAUUCAACGUCCUCCGUGUCCUGCCAAGAACCGGCAAGGCCGUCAAGGCUUUCCAGAAAUUCUAA